UAUCGAUAGCAUGACAGCUGACCAUAGUCUAAGAAGGAUUGCAGCCCUGCUCCAAACUGUUACUGGCAGCCAAAUGCAAGUCAAGGCUCCACCACCACCUACACCCAUAUCGGAACCAUUUCGCAUUACAACUAACGCUCCGCACCAAAUUAACGAUGAAACACUAAGCCCAGGCAGAAGGAGACUACAGAAAUGGUUGGGUCGUGUCCUCCGAAUCAAAAUAAGCGAUGGACGAAUCCUUGUUGGCUUUUUUAAUUGUACAGAUCGGGAUGCCAAUAUUGUGCUGUCCAUGUGUGCCGAAUAUCUUGUCGAAGGCGAAGGACAAGAGCCGCGGCUCUUAGGCAAUGUGAUGGUGCCUGGAAAACACAUUGUCUCGUUGAAUAUUGAUGAGCCGAAGCCCGCCAGUUCUAGUUUAUUCCUGUAAUAAAAGUUCUCUAAUAAUAAAUAUAAAAAUUAUAUAAAAAUUA
Messenger RNA from Drosophila willistoni, 467 nucleotides. It is a transcript of the gene Sbat, whose product is annotated as N-alpha-acetyltransferase 38, NatC auxiliary subunit. The transcript is spliced from 2 exons. Gene Ontology annotation, cellular component: NatC complex. Lineage: Eukaryota; Metazoa; Arthropoda; Insecta; Diptera; Drosophilidae. The record is from RefSeq and is a predicted model, not a curated record. Bases 11 to 424 code for a protein of 137 amino acids. Gene Ontology annotation, molecular function: RNA binding.